Scophthalmus maximus (turbot) is the source of this 5375-nucleotide messenger RNA. RefSeq names its product tudor domain containing 7 b (gene tdrd7b). Bases 141 to 3734 code for a protein of 1197 amino acids. Gene Ontology annotation, biological process: lens fiber cell differentiation; lens morphogenesis in camera-type eye; spermatogenesis. The transcript is spliced from 22 exons. The record is from RefSeq and is a predicted model, not a curated record. NCBI's taxonomy places the organism in Eukaryota, Metazoa, Chordata, Actinopteri, Pleuronectiformes, Scophthalmidae.
CGGAGGAGAGGCUGAGUCUGAACCGGCUGGCAGACACACCGGGGACGGAGCUUCGGCCGCAGCCCAGUCCUGCGGCGGUGACAGCACUGGAAGCGCCUGGACCACGUCCGGACCUCGCCGUCCCGUCUGUUUGGAGCGAGAUGGCUGACGGGGAGCUGGUGAAGAAGGUGCUGCGGGCCAUCCUCCAGGCCAACAAGGGUGGAGUGUCACUGUCACGUCUCCAGUCAGAGUACAAGGAGCUCAACGGAGAGCAGAUACCACAUAAACAAAUGGGGCACAACCACCUGGACACUCUGCUAGCCAGCAUGCCCUCUGUAGUCCGCAUGGAGCGCAACCGCUCUGGAGAGAUGGUUUAUUUCGCCUCAGGGGCCAAUGAGACGGCCCAUGUAGCCAAGGUGGUGGCUCGCCAGCGCAGCUCCAAGAAGACGGGCCGACCCCACAUGGUCAACACCCAGAUGAGGGUCAAACCAGCGGCACCACUUGUCCUCAAUGAGUAUUCCCAGGGAUUCGGAGGAGGAUGCAGGGACGUGAGAGAGGGAGGAGAAGAGGAGAGAGGAGCACUGGAAGCAAGAGUCAAUAAAAGGCAGUGGGAUGGUGAACUGGCAGAGACAGACCAGGGAUUGUGUGUCCGAGCCGCCAAACCUCAAACCUCACUGAGGCAGCCGAACCACCGCGGGCGAGGUGGGGGUAGAGGAGGAGGCGGAGGCCGAGGGGCAGGACAUGGAGACUUCAGACAAACCAGGGAUAUGAGGGAUGGCCAGUCAGAGAGUAAGACUGGGGCACAUCCGAACAAGAUGUCCAAUCAGAACACACCCAACAGGAGAGGGAACCCACCUGCAGAGAAGUCAGACAAGAGGAUGACCCUGCCAUCACGGUUUCACAAGGAGGUACAAGCUCACCUUUCCAGGAACCCCCCACAGACUGGUCCCCCCUUGAAUCUGAAUGAAAACCUCAGCUCGGGGAAAGGAAAGCCCUACAACCCUCAGCAGGUCCAGGGACGCAUUAGGGAGAUCCUGGGGAAGUACAGUAACGGGUUCUGGGUAUCGAAGCUCCCUCAGAUCUACAGAGAGCUGUACAAACAGGACCUGCCCACUGAAGCCAUCAAAGACCUGGACACCUGGACUCACAUAUGCACUGUAGAGAAAACCUGCAGCAGCAACCCAACAGAGCUGCUCCUCUACCCUGCCAAGGACCCAACCAACACAUCCACCCCUUCACCCAUCCUUCGCCCAAACUCCACCACUGCCCCUGUCCCUGCUUCAAACGCCCCUACAGAUAAACCCUUGCCUUCCCCUGCCCAACCGAGACCCCCCACCGCCCAUCUGACUCGCUCUGGUUCUCACUCUCCUCCGUCUCCGCCAUCGUCUUCCUCGUCCCCCAGCCCUCCUUCCUCCCCUGCCACCCUCAGCCCCGACCUGAGGCUGAAACUGGAAGAGCUGCUGGUGAAGUACUCCAACGGCCUGUGGGCACACGCGCUGCCAAAGCUCUUUCAGGACACCUACAAAACCAAACUGCCCAGACAUGUUCUGGAGAACCUUCACCUCCUUUCCGACAUCUGCACUAUUGACUACCCGAUGCCCGACAACCCCAAGAGGGCCAUCCUGUACAGGAGGAGCAGCACAGGAGAUGGAGGAGGAGAGGAUGAGAACUGCACCAGGAGGAAUUCCUCGACCAGUGAAGAGGAGCUGAGGGUGAGGCAGGAGCUGGGGAGAAGGCUCAGUAACCAGGCGGUGCCUUCUCUGCAAAUACCCAAAGAGGAGUACCCCUCUGUGCUGGUGGUGGAGGCCACCAACACCAAUGGCGUUGUACUCAGGUACAUUGGUGAGGGUUACUCCCAAGCCCAGGAGUCCAUGGAGGAUGAAAUGAGGGAGUUUUAUGGCCUGGACAAAAGCACUCUGCCUCCUUUGUCAUCUCCAUCCUCAGGCCAACUUGUUGCUGUCAGAGCGGAGGAGGAAGAGGAGAUCCUGAGGGCGCAAGUCUGCGAGGUCGUGGCCGACAAGGUCAAGGUGUACUAUGUGGAUCACGGCUUCUCGGAGGCGAUAAGUAAAACCAAAGUGUUUGAGCUUCACGAGAAGUUUUUCAAACUGCCUUUCCAGGCAACCAAGUGUAAACUAGCAGGUCUGGAGCCAUUCUGUCAGGAGCCUGCAGUGCUGAAGAAGUUUGAGAUGAUGGCAAGUGGUAGGAUCCUGCUGGCUGAGAUCCUGGAGAGAGGGCAGAUCCCUCUGUCCGUCCUGUACGACACGUCACAGGAUGAUGAUGUCAACAUCAACGCUGCCUGCAUGAAAGCUUUGCGGGACAAGACGCUAGCAAGCCCGUUACAGGUGAACAGCGCUUAUAUGAAUGUGACUGUCAGCAGCGUCUGCUCAGACGGGACCAUCUACUGUCAACUGCCCUCCAGAGGCCUCGCCAAGCUGAAUGAAAUACUGGAGAAUAUAGAGACAUACUUCCACUCACAGGUAACAUCAGAGUUCCUGGUAUCCAGACCUUUUUGUGGGAAAAUAUGUAUGUCUCGCUACAAAGGCAAAUGGUCUCGUGUAGAGAUCACCAACCUGCAUGGCACCAGAGUGUUGGACAUCCUGUUUAUCGAUGUAGGUGUCCAGGCAUCUGUAGAGGUGUUUGAGCUGAGAGAGAUCCCACCGCUAUUCCUCCGUGACCUUAUGGCGAUCCCGCCACAGGCUGUGAAGUGCUGUCUAGCAGACCUGAGUGUCAGUGUUGGAUCCUGGACUCCAGAUGUUGUCCAGUGGCUUCGAGAGAAAGUGCUCAACAUCACUGACUGUAGCAUGAAGGUUGCGAAGGUGGAUGAAACCAAGCGCUGCAUCUACGUCCACUUGUUCACUGAUAAGAACUUCCACGACACAGCCCGCAGCCUCAACUAUCAGAUGGCGCAGUCGGACCUGUUCAAACAGCAACCAGAUGUUUUCCUGACCAGUCACAGCUCUGCUAAGAUCUUCACAACCACUUCAUCCUCUAAGACAAAUAGUACGAGUGACUCCACUAAUGGCAAUACAACGUCAACUACUGUCCCAGCAAAGCCUAAUCUGAGAAGGGCUCUACCAGGACCCAGAGGAGGUGGAGGAGGAAACACAACCAGCAACACUCCACAAGACACACCAUCACCCCCCUCAACCUCUCUCCAGCUGCCACCACUACUAGAGCUGCCCCCAGCUGGAAACAACAUAGACGUAUAUGUAUCAGUGGCGUGCCAUCCAGGUCACUUUGUGCUGCAGCCCUGGAGAGAUAUGUACAAACUGGUGGUGUUGAUGGGAGAAAUGAUUCUUUACUACAAUAAAACCGAAGAGAAAUCGCUCAACAUCGAGAAGAAUCAGAUUUAUGCUGCCAAAGUGGACAACAACUGGCAUCGUGUGUUAGUGAAGGGAGUUCUGACCAAUGGCUUGGUGUCUGUCUAUGAGUUGGACUAUGGUAAACAUGAGCUGGUGAGCUGCACCCAGCUCAGACCUCUGAUCAAGGAGUUCAGACAGCUGCCGUUUCAGGGAAUCACUGCUCAGCUGGCUGGAGUGAAGCCGAGGCAGUGGUCAGAAGAAGCCUCCAUCGUUUUCAGGAACCACGUGGAGAAGAAACCACUCGUGGCCCAGCUGGAGGCGCUACAUGAAGCCACCAACCCGUGGGACAGAAAGUUGACAGUCUUCCUGGUCGACACGUCGCAGGAAGAAAGAGACAUCUGGGUGCAUGACAUCAUGGCUGAGUUUGCUGAGGAGAUUACCAAUGAGUUGUAGACAAAAGGAGAUAGUCAACAAGUCUUACUGGUCAAGCAGUUGUCCUCUUGCGCAAUGAAGACAACAUGAGAUGUGGACAGGUGAAAUAGGAGAAGCUUAUCCAUAUUUAUCUAUCUAACAUUUAGGGAGACUAAAAGUAGAAGGAAGAAAAGAAGAAAGGAAUGAAAUCAUGAAGGAGAAGUUAGAGAGGUUAUGAGCAGAAGGGAAAUUGGGAGGUUUUAUAGUAUGUUGAGACUGGCAUUGACUAAAAGACAAGAAGUGUCGGCGUAGUAGCCACUUUCUUGUUGUUAGGGGCUGUACAGUGAAGGAUGUCGUGAUGUGAUUCUUAGUGACUGCAGUGUGACCCUUGGAUAAUACACCAUGCAUGAUGUUAAGUCCAAACUUGCUACAAAGACAUUUACAGUUAAAAUAAAAAGAAACUGUUAAGUCUAUCCAUUAUGAUUCACCAUACAUUCUUAUAACAUAUGGUAUGGGCUUAAAUCCGAAGCAGCAUCCUAAAGUAGCGUGAGCACCUUCAGUUUCAGUGUGUGUCAUUCUGAGGACGCCUGUAUACCUUCAACCCUGCUAAUGUGAGCACCAAGCAAAGGGGACAAAAUAUUCCAAUGUACUCACAUGCAAGGAAAACUUUUAUGCAUUUGGAUUUUAUGCAAUGUGAUUGUCGUAACGUUUACAAAAGCUACAGAGCAGACAUUUCCCCAAAGAGGGGGAGAGAUUGACGAGUCAGUGAGUUAUGGGAGAUGGACAAAGGGAAAAUUUGACCUUCUUGGUAAUUGAUGGGAAGUGUCUUGUUUUAGCAGUUUGGCCCUCUUUAGUACAUCCAUGCUGACACAUAUUCUGCUGUGCUUACUGGACAAGCAAGACAAAAGUUAAUAGGGUUGUGUUAUAUAAAAUUCAGAUUUUAGUGGUGAAUCCUGCACUGUCAAUAAGUUGUGGUUUGGGAUUUUCCAGUCGACUGAGAGACUGAACUGAAGGUUGAAAAAAGCAUCACAUUGGUUACAUCGUAACUUCUUGUAAACAAUAUAAGUGUGACUUUUUCAAAAUAAUUUUUUGAAGAAAAAAACAAAACCACUAACAUAACAGUAAAACCCAGGUCCUAGCUCAUCCAUCUCCUCUUCAACUGUGAAACACUGACGCAGUUACUUUCAGGCCAUUAUGGUUCUCUCCUUUCUUAUUCCGUGACAUCAGUACUCUCAUUUCAGUAGAUUUCAUGUGCUGCAUGUUGCAGAUGUUUCUGAGUUGUGUGCACAUUUGGUUUGAUGUUAUAAUAAGAAGAAGAUUAAGUUGCCAGACAUUUUAUGCUAGGAGAUAUUCAAAUAGAAGAUAAUUUAACAUUCUGCUCAUGGCUGGUUAAAGUGACACCAUCAAAUGUUGGCCUGAUGUGAGAUUUUAAUCUGAAAUGUGACACAACCGCACCAUGUUUUUGGAUGUGAAAUUGCUUCUCCAAUUCUUUGACAAUGAACUUGACAAAGCUCAUAGCUGCAUUGUUGUUAACAAUUGAAAAGUGACAUGAAUUUAAUUUAUAUUUAACUUAUAUUGGCUAGAUGAUAAUUAUUACGUUACCAUCUCCAUUUUCUUUAACAUUGACCAGGAGGUAAUAAAAGAGAUGUUUUUUUGGAAUAAAGUCUGUAUGAAAGGUUUAAA